UGCUUCUCCGUUUGGUUACCUCCUAGUUCCGGUACUAGUAGUUGGUGGUCUUAUUAAUUGGGCUUUUUGCAUCCGCAUCCACCAUGCUCCCUGUCCAAAUUCCUACUCCUCUGCCAUGGUGCUGGAAAUCUCGUGUCCUAAAGAAUUCGGAUUGAGAGCCAAACGGGAUUGGUGCUGAGCGUGAAACCCAGAGAUGUUCUACUAUCCUAACGUGCUUCAGCGCCACACAGGCUGCUUCGCCACUAUCUGGCUGGCAGCAACCCGAGGCAGCCGGUUAGUGAAGCGUGAAUACCUGAAAGUGAACGUAGUAAAGACUUGCGAGGAAAUCCUCAAUUAUGUGCUGGUACGAGUGCAACCUCCGAUGCCUGGGCUGCCCCGGCCCCGCUUCUCCCUCUAUCUCUCUGCGCAGCUGCAGAUCGGUGUGAUAAGGGUCUACUCUCAGCAGUGCCAGUACCUUGUGGAAGACAUCCAGCAUAUCCUAGAACGUUUGCACCGGGCCCAGAUGCGGAUUCGCAUUGAUAUGGAGGAGGCUGACCUACCUAGCUUGCUUCUUCCCAACUGUCUGGCCAUGAUGGAGACACUGGAAGAUGCCCCAGAACCCUUUUUUGGGACGAUGUCUGUGGAUCCAGGACUUCCCAGCCCUUUUGAUAUUCCUCAGAUUCGACACCUUUUAGAGGCUGUGACUCCAGAGAAAAUUGGUAAGGAGACCCCCCCUCCUGAAGUCACUGCAGAGCCCAGGGAGCCAAACAGGACCUUAGCCACUGUUCAUUCUCCUGAGGCCAUCACCCUACAGGAGGCAGAGCCCAUACGCAUGCUGCGGAUUGAGGGAGAGCAGGAUCUCCCAGAGGUCAGCCGAGGUGAUUUGGACCUGCUGAUUGCGGAGGAAGAUGAUGCCAUAUUGCUGGAGGAACGUCAGCGAGGCAGGCUUCUCCAGCGUCGGAGAGCUUCUCCAGCACUGGAUGAAUCCAAGGAAGAGCCCAGGGCCAUGGAGGGUGAUGGUGUGGUCCCUUCACUCUCACCUCCAGCUCCAGCUCCAGCUCCAGCACAGGUUGAAGGGAUAAGAGAACCACUUCCAAGCCAGGUCUUCGCUCCCGAGGUACAGAAGUUGACAGGCUGGGAGCCUGGGGCCUUACUCACUGAGGUGACCCCUCCUCAGGAGCUACGUCUACCUGCUCCGCUUAGUGCAGAGAAGAGGCCUCCAUCACCUCCGAGCCGACCUGGCCGCCGAAGCCGCCGCCGCCGCCAGUUACUAUUCUGGGACAAGGAGACCCAGAUCUCCCGGGAGAAAUUUGAGGAACAGCUGCAGACCGGGGUUCACUGCCAGGUGUAUCCUGUGGUCCAGCCUGAAAGGAUGAUCACAAGCCCAGCGGAGCUCUUCAGAACCCCAACUCUCUCUGGCUGGCUGCCCCCAGAACUACUAGCUUUAUGGACCCACUGUGCCCAGAUACCCCCGAGAAUGCUCAGACAAAGACCACAGCUGGAGCCUGAAGAGGUAGCUGAGGAGGAAAGAAGAAAGACUGAAGCUCUGAGUGAGAUCGAGGUUCUGAGGGAGGCCCAGGAGCCCAGUGGUCCCCUCAUGAUCUCCUCAGAGCUCUCCCUGGAAGCGGCUGAAGAGGAAAAGUCCCGUACUAGCCUCAUCCCCCCAGAAGAACGAUGGGCCUGGAUUGAGGAGGGGCAGCCAGAACCUCCUGCACUGCCCAUGCUGCCUGAAAUCCCUGAAGUGCCCAUGGAGAUGCCCCCAGGGCCUGAGCUACUCUCUUCAGAGGCUGUACUUAGGGCAGUAGCACUGGAGCUGCAGGCCAACAGGGAGCCAGACUUCAGCAGCCUGGUGCCCCCUCUCAGCCCCAGGAAGCUGGCUUCUCGGGUCUUCUCCCUGCUCCUGGUGCUGUCCGCACAGAAGAUCCUUCGUGUGGAACAAAAGAAGCCAUAUGGGCGCCUCCUGAUCCAUCCGGGACCCAGAUUCCACUGAGCAAGUUCAUUAAACCAUACCCUACC
Messenger RNA from Cricetulus griseus (Chinese hamster), 1995 nucleotides. Lineage: Eukaryota; Metazoa; Chordata; Mammalia; Rodentia; Cricetidae. The record is from RefSeq and is a predicted model, not a curated record.